Molecule: messenger RNA, 3084 nt
Organism: Trichobilharzia szidati
Lineage: Eukaryota; Metazoa; Platyhelminthes; Trematoda; Strigeidida; Schistosomatidae
Source: the annotation of a GenBank genome assembly
AUGACGCGCUCUAUCCGGAAACAAUUCAAUGUGUACAAUAUGUAUAAAACUUUCAUUUUACUUGUCAUAUGUAAAUCGUUACAAGGAGAAAAUAUCUAUCCAACAGAUUUUCGUUCGUUAAAUUUAGGAUCAUGUACUCUAAAUGGUGGAGAUGUAUACUGUCGACAGUAUAGACGAGAUAGUUUUUGUUCUCUUCUACAAGAUGAAUGUUUCUGUCUACCAGGAUAUGUAUCAGUUAACGAAAUGGACGAUAGUUGGUAUACAUGUAAACCAUUAAUUACUGAUCUGUAUUGUCGAAUGGAUUUGGAAUGUGCUCAUAUUUCUGGAAGUAUUUGUCAUCCAGGUGUUGGUGCUUGCGUUUGUCCAAGUGGUUAUGAAUUUGUACUACAACAGUUUGCUUGUUUGCCUCGUAUAAAUGACAAUAGAAAUUCCUUAUGUACAGCAUGUCAAAGGUCAGGAGGAAUAUGUGUUAUGAAUAAGACAGAUUAUCCUAUGAACAACUAUCAAAGUGAACUUCAAUGUGCAUGUCCCAGAAGAAGAAUGAUGCCGAGAAAAGUGGAGCCUUCUCCCUUCCACCUGUGUCAUUCGACUUCAACUGACAUCGGUGAAGAAUGUAAUGUCCAAGGACAUAGAUGUUUAAGUCAAAAUGCUGUUUGUGUGCAAACCACAAUUCAACAGUCAUCUGACAACAGAUUAGAGCUGACAAGAAAUAGAACCAUCAACAUUUGUCAAUGUCAGAAUGGUAUGAUUCCUGUUUACCAGAAAAAUUUGGAUUAUUUUGAAUGCUUUACAGAAGUCACUGACUCAACCAUACUCGACUGCCAAAGUUGUUUCCAGUCUCAUGGGAGAUGUUAUCGAAUAAAUUCUGAUCUUACAAACAUAACCAAUAUCCAAUAUGGCUGUACAUGUCCACUGUUUCAACAACAUCUAAUAAAUUCAUCUGGGGAUAACCUGUGUGAAAGUAAUUCAUGUACACAUGAUAAAGAGACAAAAUUCAAUAGCGAAUUUAAUAAAAACAUGGAAAAAUAUCAUCAUGCAUUACCAAAUCAAUUUACGCGCGAAAAACAAUUUACAAAUUUUAAAAAGAAUAAAAACUUUUGUACAGAAUCAUUUAUUCAGGUUACCUGUGAUAGUCAAGGCAUCAAUAUAUGUUAUAAACAUCCUUAUAAAAUAUCAGAUCCUGUUCCAAAUAAUGAUACAGCAAGCUCAUUUAAAGUUUAUCUUAGGUCUACAAUGAUCUAUCCUGAAUUUAUUGUAACAAAGUUCAAUGUUUCAAUGAGUAGAUCAAUAGCUCAAUCGUGUCUAUUAAAACAAACAGGUGAUGAGACAUUUUGCUCAACAUUCAAUAUUCAAUUGAAUCAAUUCAAACAAUGCGGAAUUUAUGAAAUCGUAUAUAAAGAUGGAUCAGCUUACUAUGGGACAUUACACGCUGAAGAUAAAGAAGACGUAGGCGAAGGAGAUUCUAUUUCUAUGCUAAGAAAUUUUCAUAUUGAUUUUCUGUGUUUUAAUGAAGGCAAAUCAAAGAUGUCUACGACGUAUUUCUAUGAUAGAUCAUUUUCUAGCAAAUUCGUUGAACGAAAUCGCCAGCUGAUAUUAUCUGAAAGUAAAAAUGAAACCAACACUGUCUCUGCAAUGAAAUAUGUUAAACAUGGGCCAACUAACAAGGUACUAUUAACAACAGUCACUAAUUCCGACUCAAUUCCCCUGCCAAUUGCCCCUGAUCUCUCCAACCAACUUUUUCUAACGUUACUCAAAUUGAAGGAGAAUGAUAUAAGAUUGGAAAUUACUUCAUCAGUAUCCAAAGAUAUACUAAUCGAAUAUUGUUUGGUCGAUGGUGAAUUCAAUUCGUCCAGUAGAAAAUUACCAACUGUUGACAAUGAAAAUCAUCUUGGAGUAAGAUGCCUCAAUAUGCAUAUUGGCGAUCGGAUAAAUACAACUCACAAUGCAUUGAAUUAUCAAUGUAUCUUGUUUGAACGAAAUAAACAUGAUAAUAAGCAAGAAAAUGAUUCAGUUAGUUGGAUAAGUGAAUCAGUGAAUUUACAAAAUUUCGUGUUACAUAAACACUCUCAAAUCACUUGUCUUAUACGUGUUUGUAAAAUACCCAAAUAUUGUACAUAUGCUAAUCCCUAUUCAUCAAAAGAAACACGAGUUGAACAGAAUGAUUUAAAUAUCCCCUCCAAAGUGUAUAUACCCUUUAUAUUAUGGAACAAUUCUAUUACUAAUAAUAAUAGAUUACAAGAUCAAUACGGUGCACUCUUCCCACCAGCAAAUUUAGCUGAUUUUAUACAAUUCUAUUUUAUACAAACUACACUGGAAACAAAUUAUACUACUGAUAAAAGUAGUGAUGUAAAUUUGCAUGUAAAGAAUGCAGAUAUGAACCAUUCAGAAGUUUUUAAUUGGAUGAAAUAUAUUUUGGGAAUUUUAAUUUUUAUAUUUAUUUGUCAAACAUGUAUGAUACUGGUGACAAGUAUGAAAAAGCUCUACAUCAGGUAUAAAUUAAAAGAUGCCUUCAGUACUUUGACUUCUGUCAAUACAAAAAGAUUUGAAAACUCAAUGAUUAGACGUAUUCACUCAAAUGACAAUUGUCACACACAUGAAAUUGAUCGAGUCAAUGGUGUUAUCAAUGAAGGUAACAGUAGAUGCGAAAUAAACGUCGAGCUGAAUGACAAUCAUCAAUUUGAUCCUCUUCAUAAUGACACCAUGGAUAUUAUUAUUAAACCUCAAAAAACUAGACAUUCAACAACUUGUCUACAUAAUGAUGUUCAUGAAUCCAGAAGGUAUCCACCUCAACAUACAACUUCUUCACACUUGAAACCCCAGAAUGACAACAAUACUAUAUCGAAAAGUGUUUGUGAAUCCACUUUGGAUACAUCAUACAGUCAAGUUCAAAUGUCAACAGAAUAUUUAAAACAAAAUAAGCAGAAUUAUCUGUUAGACAACAGUUAUGGUGAAAAUUAUCCAAAUCAAACUAUACCUCACCCGAUAAAUUAUAAAAAUCAUCACCCAUUAAAACAACGACAAUAUGUUCAAUGUCCAAUAUAUUAUAGUUUAAGAAAUCAGAAUUAUAAAGAUGGUUGGGUUUAA